Molecule: messenger RNA, 909 nt
Organism: Rhineura floridana
Lineage: Eukaryota; Metazoa; Chordata; Lepidosauria; Squamata; Rhineuridae
Gene: GET1
Product: guided entry of tail-anchored proteins factor 1
Exons: 5
Coding region: 200-742 (180 amino acids)
Biological process (GO): tail-anchored membrane protein insertion into ER membrane
Source: RefSeq, a predicted model, not a curated record
CGCUGGUUAUUACAAAAGCAACGAGGCAUAAAUUGCACUGCGGAGAUGUGCGCCUGCGCGGUUUUGAGCAGUGAGCGCGAGCCUUUCUGUUGUAUUGGUCCCCCACCCCACCCCGCCCUUCGCGUAAUUGAAUGAGAGAGCUGGUAUCGAGAGACUGGUAGCCGCUUUUCUUCUGUGCCCCUUCUCUCCGGUGUAAGACAUGGACGACCUACGAGUGGAAACGGGAAGUGUGGCAGAUGGCGGCGCGUGGUUCCUUGUGCUGAGCUCCGUGUUCUUGUGUAACCUUCUCAAAAUCCUACUGCCCUCUUGCUCUUCCAUUAUAUCCAGAUUGCUACAAAAAGAUGCUGAGCAGGAGUCACAGAUGAGAUCUGAAAUUCAGAACAUGAAGCAAGAGCUUUCUACGAUUAGUAUGAUGGACGAAUUUGCUAGAUAUGCCCGACUGGAAAGGAAGAUUAACAAAAUGACGGACAAGCUUAAAACUCAUGUGAAAAUGCGAACAGCUCAACUAGCCAAAAUAAAGUGGGUAAUAAAUAUUGUGUUCUACAUUUUGCAAGCUGCCUUAAUGAUCUCACUAAUCUGGAAAUAUUACUCUGAACCAGUUACUGUGCUCUCAAGCAAAUGGCUAGCCCCACUAGAACGUUUAGUAGCUUUUCCAACAGGAGUGGCAGGUGGUGUUGGCAUUACUUGUUGGUUGGUGGUUUGCAACAAAGUUGUGGCCAUUAUGCUUCACCCUUUCAGCUGAGAAGGAAAACUAGUUUCAGCCAUUCUGAAUUUCCUGUCCAUUUUCACAAUGUUUUUUUUUAAAAAAAAUCAACAUCUAUACACUACACCAUCUGGGAUAUGAUACCUUACGAAAAGGGGACGGUUUAGGGUUGAAUUAAUAAAGCAUGAAAAUCUUUUUGUAAAAAA